This is a messenger RNA of Cuscuta europaea, 11244 nucleotides long. The record is from the annotation of a GenBank genome assembly. NCBI's taxonomy places the organism in Eukaryota, Viridiplantae, Streptophyta, Magnoliopsida, Solanales, Convolvulaceae.
GUUUACAUGAGUUCAUAAAGAGGGCAUAAGACCCGCACGGGUAGUUCAAUUGGUCGAGUGGUGGGAGAUUUGGAUUAAUGGAUAAGGUUCGAAUCCCCUCAUCGAUCGGGUGGAGGUAACAGAACCUGAAAUAAGGCUGAGCCUCUGAUGCGCACGGGUGUAUGAACCUACUGUCAUUCUACUUAUUGAGUCACUGUGACUAACCUCCACACUAUCGUGUCGAGUCGGGGUGAGGCUCCUGGGUGGGAGAUUCCACUUUUUUUAUGGAUCAUAAAGAGAGCAUAAGUUUCAUUCCAGUUCAUAAGUACGUACAUCCUUCCCUGCGGGAGCACUUAACAAAACUUGCCAGUCAAAACAAUGAAUAAAAGUGAAAAUAUGGUUGUCAUUUUUAGGAGACGUUGAAAAUGGAUUACUUUUCAGUCUUCCCGAUAUGAUGAUGAAUUGACGAUUGCUGUUGACAAAACACAUUUGACUGUCAAUCAUCAAUAUAAAAUAUGAGAAGAAAUGUGCGAUGGUAAUAUGCAGUUAGCUCUCCCAGAUGGGACGGGAUGUGUUCUCCAUCUUCCCCGGCGGCGGCGGUAAUGGUUUCAAAUCGUCCUCAUCAAUCCUGUUUAGUCUAAUAAUAGUAGUCAUUAUAAUUCUCACACAUCUGCCCCACCAGGGGAAAUCCGUGACCGACCGCGACACCUUAUUAAGAGUUAAGCGGCAAUGGGGUAACCCGUCUACGCUUCGAGUCUGGAAUUCCACCUCCUCCCCAUGUAGCUGGCCGGAGAUAGAGUGCUCCGGUGACGGAUCGGUCACAGGCAUCUUUCUCAAGGACUACGACAUUGUCUCCGAAAUUCCGCCGGAAAUCUGCAACCUUAGCAACCUUACCACACUCGACCUUUCCUACAAUUACAUCCCCGAUCAAUUUCCCACGUUUUUGUACAAUUGCUCCAAGUUGGAGCACUUGGACCUCUCUCAAAACUACUUCGUGGGUGAUCUUCCUCACGACAUUGACAGGCUACGGAACCUCAGGUACUUGGACCUCAGCGCCAACAAUUUCACCGGCGACAUCCCACGCUCUGUGGGGAACAUCACCGAACUCCGGCAGCUGAUGAUGUACCAAAAUCUGCUCAACGGCACUUUCCCUGUCGAAAUUGCCAACUUAUCAAAUCUGGAACAGUUGCAGAUGUCGUACAACAGCUUCUCACCCAGGGAGAUCCCGGAGGAGUUUGGCAACUUAAAGAAGCUCACGAUCUGCUGGUGGUCCUCCACAAAUUUAGUAGGAGAAAUUCCAAAAAGCUUUGAGAAUUUGUCUAGCCUCGAGCAGCUGGAUUUGGUUGGUAACAGUUUACAAGGUCAUAUCCCAGGCAAAUUGUUUUUGCUCCCAAACCUCGCUAAAGUUUACCUGUACAACAACAAUCUCUCAGGUUCCAUUCCCUCUCGUUUCGCAAAGCCAUCAAAACUGGUGGAGGUGGAUUUGUCCCAUAAUAGGUUAACAGGUGAAAUCCCGAUAGGGUUUGGAGAGUCAGAGGGACUUGAGCUUGUGGCUCUCUUUAUGAAUCAGUUGUCUGGUGCAAUUCCUCCAAACAUAGGCCUGAUGCCUUCUCUGAAAAAUUUCAAGGUUUUUAUUAAUAAUUUGAGUGGGAUUCUGCCUCCUCAAAUCGGGCUUCAUUCCAAGCUCGAAAGCAUUGAAGUGUCUGAAAAUAGGCUCAUAGGAAUAUUGCCUGAUAAUUUGUGUGCGGGCAAGGCCCUGGUUGGUAUCACAGCAUUCAACAACAAUUUCACUGGGGGAAUCCCUCCAUCACUUGAGAGUUGUAACACACUGUUGACUAUCCAGCUGUAUAACAAUGCAUUUUCAGGGGAAGUUCCACCCUGGAUUUGGACAUUGGAAAGCAUGAUAAGCGUGAUGUUGAGCAACAACUCCUUCUCCGGUAAGCUUCCGCAUGAAGUGGCUGAGAACUUCACACGGCUAGAGAUCAACAACAACCGCUUCUACGGGGAACUCCCUCCCCCAAAAAAUUCAUCUUCAUCACUCCAGGGAAUUAUUGUGUUUCAUGCAAGUAACAAUCUAUUGUCAGGACAUAUUCCAGGCGAGUUUACUGCUUUUCCUAAGCUGACUGAGCUAAAGCUCGAUGGGAAUUCACUUUCUGACGAGCUUCCCGAAAAUAUCUUGUCAUGGGCAUCUUUGCAUACACUGAGUCUUGCUAGAAACAAGCUUUCUGGCAAUAUUCCAGCAGCUAUUGGCUCUUUGUCCGAUCUUGUUGAUCUAGACCUAUCAGGCAACCAGUUUUUCGGCCCGAUUCCGCCAGAAUUGGACCGUUUGAGGCUCAAUGGGCUUAACCUUUCAUCAAACAAACUCUCUGGGAGAAUCCCAGCUCGUUUUGAUAACUUAGCCUUUGAGAAUAGUUUCUUGAGCAACCCUAGUCUGUGCGCUGUGGACCAACUGAGUAGUACACUUCCACGUUGUCAUUCAAAAACCACCCACCGCUUCCCAUGUAGGGUCAUUAUUCUCAUCACCGUCUUUGGAGUCAUUGCUUUUCUAGGCGUUUCAUUAAUUUUGUUCAAGGUUAGAGACUAUUCCAGAAAAAGGCGUGACAUCCCAACAUGGAAACUAACCUCAUACCAAAAAUUAGAUUUCACUGAAGAGAAAAUUCUACGCAAUCUGACGGAAAGCAAUCUGAUUGGGAGUGGUGGCUCUGGAAUGGUAUACAAAAUUUCAACUGGAAAAGAAGGUUCGUGCGUUGCUGUGAAGAGGAUCUCGAGUGACGGGAAGUUAGAUGAUGAGCUUGAGAGGCAGUUUGCUGCUGAGAUGGAGAUACUUGGCUCAAUCAGGCACACAAACAUUGUUAAGCUGAUGUGUUGCAUUUCCAGUGAGAGCUCAAAGCUGGUUGUCUAUGAGUAUAUGGAAUAUGGGAGUCUUGAUACAUGGUUGCACAAAAGAAAAAGAGGCUCCCUUGAGAACCUGGGAUUGGAUUGGCCUAAACGGUUGCAAAUCGCCACUGGUGCCGCUCAGGGCCUAUGCUAUAUGCACCAUGAUUGUGUUCCUCCCAUAAUGCAUCGAGACGUAAAGUCGAGCAACAUCUUGUUGGAUUCUCAGUUCAACUCUUUCAUUGCUGAUUUCGGUUUAGCAAAGGUUUUAGCGAAGAAGGGUGAACCGAACACAAUGUCUGCCGUUGUUGGAUCUUUUGGCUACAUUGCACCAGGUAUUCUUUGUGAUUUCUUUCUUUCUAUAUAUGUGUGUAGUAGUAGUAUUAAAAAGUGAUGAUGAUGAUGAUUCCAUAGGCCUUGUUCAUUAAAUAAAUAGUUACUAACGUUUUUGCAAUCUUGCAGAGUAUGCAUACACAACGAGAGUGAACGAGAAGAUUGACAUCUAUAGCUUCGGGGUGGUGUUGCUAGAGCUGGUGACGGGGAGAGAGCCCAAGUUUGUGGACGAGCAAAUAAGCCUUGUGGAAUGGGCAUGGGAGCAUUAUGCUGCUGAAAAAGCGAUUGAUGAAGUCUUGGAUGAGAAGAUCAAUGAAGCGUACGAGUUCUUGGAGGAUAUUAAGACGGUGUUCAUGCUCGGGCUGACAUGCACUAACAGAUUGCCUUCACACAGGCCUUCAAUGAGAGAUGUUGUGCGUACUCUCCUUCGUUGCAAAACUCUUAAUGACUCCAAGAGUAAGAAGGCGGAGGGAAAAAACUACAAUGUCGCACAUCUUGUUGCCCAUGACAGCUUAUCAGCUCCUACAACUUACUCCAGGAAGGCAGAUGAUAAUGAAAGUGAUGAUAGUAUACUCUCCAUUGUUUAGCACAUACUGCAAAACACACACAGAGUGUUAUAGUUGGUGCGACAGUCAUGUACAUAUAUGAUACCUGCAAAUGCAUAGUAUUUAUAAAAAACCUUAAUGCAAUUAUAUCUACUCAGAAAAAUAUCAAGGCCCCAUUCUUCCGCCUUUAUACAUACAAAUAUACAAUAUAUAUAUAUAUAUAUAGAGAGAGAGAGAGAGAGAGGGGGGGGGGGGGGGAUUCUCCUGUCCAGCACCUUCCCGUCCGAACGCCGUCCGAACACCGCCGUUUGGGCGGUUCCCGGUGGAAUUUUUUGAUGAUUGUUUUUGAGCAUGUUCCUCAUCAAGUUUAGUUCCAUACCAAAAUUCAGCUCAAACUUCGAUAGGGAAGACAGUGAAAUACUUCGUUGAAGUUAAGUGCGUUUUUCUAUGUAUAAUUUGGCGCAGUUAACUUCAACGAAUUAUUUGACUUCCUUCCCGACCGAAUUUUGAGCUGAAAUUUGGUAUGGAUAAACUAGACUUGAUGAGAAACAUGCUCAUAAAAUUUAUAAAAAAAUUCCACCUAGAACCUCAUCAAACGGCGGUGUUCGGCGGCGUUCAGACGGAAAGGUGUUGGACAGGGGAAUUCUUCUCUCUCUCUAUAUAAAGUGAGUUAAGUCUCUUUCCCACUCAUAUCUAGGGGCAUUUAAGUAACUAUGUAUAAUCUUAAUAAACACAACAUGGUUUUCUUCUUCUGAGCGCAUCUUGGAUCUAUUCUUUUGAGUUUCGACCUCCUCUUCACCACUUCUGUACCUUUCUUUUCCUGUAGCUCCUUUCCUGUUAAAUCUGUACCCUCGAGUAGCUUUCAUCGGUAGUUAAGUAUCCCAUCUUCUUAUCAUCCUUAGAGCUUCUUGGCAGCUUUAUGCAAAAGAGGCAAAGUACACUGUAACAUCCUUAGAGCUUCUUGGUAGCUUUAUGCAAAAGAGGCAAAGUACUCUCAAUAAAACUAAUGCUGAAAGAAAAGUAUUUUUAAAGCAUGCAGUGACAAAGUACACUCAACAAUAAGGCAGAAAAAAAACAUAAAGGUGUGACUGCAAUAUUUCUCUUCUUUUAGGUGUCCAAGAAGUUCACGCUUAUUCUACAUUGAAGUUUUAAUCAAAUCUUCGUAAGAAGUUUUGUCUUCUACUAAAAAAAAAUCCCAGAAACUAUGUCCUUAUAAAAUUUUACACAAGUCACACAAAAUGGAAGCGUGUAUUGCCAAUGUGGUGUGAAGUCUCCCCGUGUGUUGUCAAAGACACGGGUCAAAAGUUUUUUGGAUGUCAACGAUGGAAGCCAGGAGGUGGAGGGUGUGGAUUCUUUGCUUGGAAAGAGGAAGAUGAAAUUCAACAAGUAGGAAAUCAAAAUUUCAACUUGCAGGAGGUUAAAAUAGUGCUAUAUGAUUUACGAGAGCAAAUAAUUCAAACUCGUGGUGAAGUUUCCCAUGUAAAAGCAGCCUUGCACUAUGAGAUUUAAGAAAAUAAGAGAUUUAGAUACUCUAUAGGAGCUGUGAUAAUUUUUGUUGUAGCAAUGUGUAUCUUCAUGUGUGUAGGAGUACAAAGAUGGAACUGAUGGCAUUGUAAACAUGUUAUGUUUAGUUCUGUAGUUAGCCUUGUUCGCUGUAUUCAUGAAUAAAGGAUAUUGAAUAAACAUGUAUUGUGUGUUAAACGAUUUGUCUUAUGUUAAGUUGUGCAGCCAUAUGUUAUGUUUACUUCUGUAUUAAUGACAACAUUGGUGAACUACAACCUGCAGCAUGUCUCCCUGUUUUGUUUUUGCCUUCAUGGGAUCCUUUCUAACAUUACUUUAAACACAAAAUAUAUACAUGCAUAACAAUGGGAUUUCCACCAGGGUAUCCCUCUAGAUAUAACACCGCCACUUCCCUUUUUAGCAUGUGCCAUCCAUUAGCAGGUAGUAGAUUAGUAUGCGAAUCCUGCACAGAAACGGUUUAACACACAUACAUGCAUACAGUGUGAUCCGGAAAGAGCCAGGAGCAGUUUUAUAUGAUGUAGAGGAAUAGGGAUAGAAUAGGGGCAUUACAUUGCGAGAGGUUCAACAAAAUGUAUGACAUUACAUUUCCAGAUUAGUGUCAUUUUUAGCCAUGACCAAAACACAUCUAACUGCCCAAUCAUCACUACAAACAUUACAUGACAAAAGGGGUAUUUAAAUCCAUGAUCAUUACACAUCUAUAUUUAACCGUAUGAGACUUGAAGUCAAUCAUAUUUCUCCACCUUUGUCAAUAUAAAAAAUGAGUGGUCAUUGAGAGAAAAAGCAAUUAAAAUACAGAGAGGUCAGAAGAUACCAAUUGAAAUAAUAAUAAGUAUAAUAAAUUAUACCAAAUAAUGAAGAGCAGGUAGGAGAAGUUUAAGGAAUGUAGGGUUGUGUUAUGAUCAUGUUAAUAAAAUCUUCUUUUAUUAAUAGUAGUAUUAUUACUAUUAUCAUUAUCAUUAUCAUUAUUAUCAUCAUCAUCAUCAUCAUCAUCAUCAUCACCACCACUACUACUACUAUGAAUAAUCUUGUUAAAACAAUCUAAUAUUACUACUACUAUGAAUAUUUGUGAUUACAUUUAAUUUGAAUGUUUCUAAUUUCAAUAUUUAAAAUCAAAUAUAAUCAUAAUCUUUUUAUCUCAUAUAAUCUAAUUCGAACUAGACUGAAAGGUAAAUUUUAUCGAACAACAAUUAGGCCUGCAUUAAUGUCACAUUCAAAAGAUGAGUGUAGCAGAGAUGCGUAUGUUGCGUUGGAUGUGUGGACAUACCAUAAAUGACCGCUUGAGGAAUGAUAUAAUUAGACAAAAGGUGGGAGUAACACCUAUAGAAGAUAAGAUGCAAGAGUCUCGUUUGCGGUGGUUUGGGCAUGUGCAUAGAAGACCGAGUGAUGCACCUGUUAGACGACUUGAGGGGUGGGGAGAAGAGGCAGAGAAGAGAGGGAGGGGAAGACCCAAACAGACUUGGUUUAGAAGAAUCAGAACUGAUAUGUGUCUUAUUGAGUUGGAUGAGAGUAUGACUUUGGAGAGAGCAAAGUGGAGGGAGGGUGCACAUCCGUGUGGACGAUUGAUGUCUUUUCUACUUUUUCUCUCUUUUUUCUUUUAUCGUUUAUCUUCUUUAUCUUUUUAUAUUCUUAUGUUAUUUUUAUCUUCUAACCUUUUAAUGUUCUUUUAUUUUUUUCUCUUUUCUUUCUUAUAUUCUUGUUUAUUGUUAUCUUAUAUAUAUUUUACGAAAAGUGAUCGUAAUAGCUUCCAAAAACAAAAUAAGUGAAGAUGGGCUUUCUAGAAUACUAGAAUUGUAUGGUGCGUAAGUUCCUCUACUCAUUUAAACAUUAAAGCCUGAUUAUAAAGUCUGGUUCUAAGACUUGAAUUGUUUCUGGUGCUUACUUGUUUAUGAGUUUUCUCAAACAAUUUGAUAUAAUAUCAAUACAUCGUUCUCCCCACGCCCCAAAAUAAUUUGAUUUAGCAUAUCAAUAGUGUCAACACAAUUUAUUUAGGUUUUAUUGUAUCAAUUUUUAAUUAUAUUCUAAUUCGAAUUUGUGACAUUUCAGAACUUUCAAGUAAUUUUCGAAUAUGUAAGUUGUAAUCAUUAAAACUGAUUUAACACUCCGCAUGGAUGAUUUUUAUCAUCAAUUAACCUUAAAAUUCGCAAAUGACAAUUCAACUAGGAAUGAAUGAAAUAAAAUACUACGCAUUUAAUUACUCUCUCCGUCCCGAAAUAAUUGUCCUACUUUGACCUUCACACAUAUUAAGAAAAUGAAGUUAACUUCACACUGUAGCGACACUGUUUGGCACUGUAGCGACACUGUUUGACACUAUAGCGACACUGUUUGGCACUGUAACGACAUCGUUUGACACUGUUUUGUAUAGAUUUGUUUACCAAAUAAGAAAAGUUUCAAAGUAGGACAUUUAUUUUAGAACAUCCAUUUUGGGAAAGCAGGACAUUAAUUUCGGGACGGAGGGGUACAUAUUUACCUCCAAUUUUCUUCAAGGAAAGCAUUUUUCUAUAGUAAUGAUUGGAUGGGCAUUUGAUUUUCUUUGUUUUGAAAAUCAAAUAACCUUUAUUAAACACCGUGCUUCACCAUCUUCCUUGAAUUAUUCAUUUGAAUUGAAAUUUUUAUAUUUUGUGUCAUGUGUGAUGUACUCCUUAUAUGUCAUGUGUGAUGGUACUCCCUCGGAUUUGACUUCGUCAACUUUCUUUUCCGUUUGUAUAAAAAUUUGUCACUUUUUUAUUUAAAGUAAAGAACUUGUGAUCUUGUUUAUUUUUGUUUCUUUUGCACAAAUCUCAAUUACAAAAUUCUUUUUUCCUUAUUUUACACUCAACAAAAAGUUGGUAAAGCUUAAUGAGAUGGAGGUAAUAAAUUAAUUUUGGUUCCUAUUAACUUUGUCUAUCCGUACAAAUUUAAACGAAACAAUUUUUAUUACUACCUCCAUCCCGAUGUACUUUGCCAAGUGCAAAGUAGGUGAAAAAUAAGAAAAGUAAAACUGCGUGGUUGAGAUUUGUGAAGAGGAGAGACAAAUGUGUAGAACGAAAAAUUAGUUGCUUUAAUUUGAAAGUUACAAAGUUUUUUGAGAUAAUCAAAAAGAAAAAGUUGGCAAAGUCCAAUGGAAAGGAGAGACUAUAUUAUUUCACCAUAGUCAAACUUAACAAACUUGCCAGUCAAGACAAAGAAUAAAAGUGAUUUUUAAUUAUAUUGUUACUAGGUAUCAUUUUAGUAGACGUUGACAAUGGAUAACUUGUCUUUAUUAUACUCCGUAUAAAACAUGAGAAGACAUGCUAAUAUGUAAUUAGCGCUCUGAGAUGGGACGAGAUGUGUGCUCCAUCUGCCAGGACGGCGCCGCCGCCCAUGAUUGCAAAUCUUCCUCAUCACUCCUGUUUAGUCUAACGAUAGUCGCUAUUAUAAUCCUCACACAUCUGCCCCACCGGGGGAAGUCCGUGACCGACCGCGACACCUUAUUAGGAGUUAAGCGACUAUGGGGUAACCCGUCUACGCUUCGAGCCUGGAACUCCACCUCCUCUCCAUGUAGCUGGCCGGAGAUAGAGUGCUCCAGUGACGGAUCGGUCACCGGCAUCUUUCUCAAGAACUACGACAUUGUCUCCGAAAUCCUGCCGGAAAUAUGCAACCUUAGCAACCUCACCACACUCGACCUUUCCUACAAUUACAUCCCCAACCACUUCCCCACGUUCUUGUACAAUUGCUCCAAGUUGGAGCACUUGGACCUCACUCAAAACUUCUUCGUGGGUCCCCUUCCUCACGACAUCGACCGGCUACGGAACCUCCGCUACUUGGACCUCAGCGCCAACAAUUUCACCGGCGAUAUCCCACGCUCCGUCGGGAACAUCACCGAGCUCCGGCAGCUGAUGAUGUACCAAAAUCAGUUCAACGGGACUUUCCCUGCCGAAAUUGCCAACUUAUCAAACCUGGAACAGUUGUGGAUGUCGUUUAACAACUUCUCACCCAGUGAGAUCCCGGAGGAGUUUGGCAACUUAAAGAAGCUUAAGUUCUGCCUUUGGGACUCCACAAAUUUAGUCGGAGAAAUUCCAAAAAGCUUUGAUAAUUUGUCUAGCCUCAAGGAACUGGAUUUGAAUGGUAACGAUUUACAAGGUCAAAUUCCACGCGGAUUGUUCUUGCUCCCAAACGUCACUGUCGUUUCACUGUACAACAACAAACUCUCGGGUUCCAUUCCCUCUCGUUUCGCAAAGCUAUCAAAACUGGUGAUAGUGGAUUUGUCCAAUAAUACGUUAACAGGUGAAAUCCCAGGAGGGUUCGGAGAGUUAGAGGGACUUGAGUUUGUGGCUCUCUUUGAGAAUCAGUUGUCUGGUGCAAUUCCUCCAAACAUAGGCCUGAUGCCGUCUCUAAAAAAUUUGAAGGUUUUCAAUAAUAAUUUGAGUGGGAUUCUGCCUCCUCAAAUUGGGCUUCAUUCCAAACUAGAAACCCUUGAAGUGUCCUCAAAUAGGCUCACAGGAAGAUUGCCCGAGAAUUUGUGUUCCGGCAAGGCGCUGAUUGGUAUCACAACAUUCAACAACAAUUUCACGGGGGGGAUCCCUCCAUCACUUAAGAGUUGUGACACACUGGUGACUAUCCAGCUGCAUAACAAUGCAUUUUCAGGGGAAGUUCCACCCUGGAUUUGGACAUUGGAGAGCAUAGAAAGUGUGAUGUUGAGCAACAACUCCUUCUCCGGUAAGCUUCCGUAUGAGGUGGCUGAGAACUUCACCCGCUUAGAGAUCAACAACAACCGCUUCUACGGGGAACUCCCUACCCCCAAAAAUUCAUCUUCAUCACUCCAGGGCAUUAUUGUGUUUCAAGCAAGUAACAAUCUAUUGUCGGGACAUAUUCCAGACGAGUUUACUGCUUUUCCUAAGCUCACUGAGCUAAAGCUCGAUGGGAAUUCACUUUCUGGCGAGCUUCCAGAAAAGAUCUUGUCAUGGGCAUCUUUGAGUACAUUGAAUCUUGCUAGAAACCAGCUUUCCGGCAAUAUUCCAGCAGCUAUUAGCUCUUUGCCCGAUCUUGUUGAUCUAGACCUAUCAGGCAACCAGUUUUUCGGCCCAAUUCCACAAGAAUUGGACCGUUUGAGGCUCAAUGGGCUUAACCUUUCAUCAAACAACCUCUCUGGGAGAAUUCCAUCUCGUUUUGAUAACUUCGCCUUUAAGAAUAGUUUCUUGAGCAACCCUAGCCUGUGCGCUGUGGACCAACUGAGUAGUACACUUCCACGUUGUGAUUCAAAAACCACCCGCCGCUUCCCACCUAGAGUCAUUAUUCUCAUCGCAGUAUUUGGACUCAUUGCUUUUCUAGGUCUUUCAUUAAUCUUGUUCAAGAUCAGAGACUAUUCCACGAAGAGGAAGAAAAGGCGUGACACCCCAACAUGGAAACUGACCUCAUAUCAAAAAUUAGAUUUCACUGAAGAGAAAAUUCUAUGCAAUCUGACGGAAAACAAUCUGAUUGGGAGUGGUGGCUCCGGAAUGGUAUACAGAAUUUCAACUGGAAAAGAAGGUUUGUGCGUUGCUGUGAAGAGGAUCUCGAGUGAUGGGAAGUUAGAUGAUGCGCUUGAGAGGCAGUUUGCUGCUGAGAUGGAGAUACUCGGCUCAAUCAGGCACUCAAACAUUGUUAAGCUGAUGUGUUGCAUUUCCAGUGAGAGCUCAAAGCUGGUUGUCUAUGAGUAUAUGGAAUAUGGGAGUCUUGAUACAUGGUUGCACAAAAGAAAAAGAGGCUCCCUUGAGAACCUGGGAUUGGAUUGGCCUAAACGGUUGCAAAUCGCCAUUGGUGCCGCUCAGGGCCUAUGCUAUAUGCAUCAUGAUUGUGUUCCUCCCAUAAUGCAUCGAGACGUAAAGUCGAGCAACAUCUUGUUGGAUUCUCAGUUCAACUCUUCAAUUGCUGAUUUUGGUUUAGCAAAGGUUUUAGCCAAGAGGGGUGAACUGAACACAAUGUCUGUUGUUGCUGGAUCUUUUGGCUACAUUGCACCAGAGUAUGCAUACACAACGAGAGUGAACGAGAAGAUUGA